Molecule: messenger RNA, 2749 nt
Organism: Polyodon spathula (Mississippi paddlefish)
Lineage: Eukaryota; Metazoa; Chordata; Actinopteri; Acipenseriformes; Polyodontidae
Gene: c7hxorf65
Product: chromosome 7 CXorf65 homolog
Exons: 6
Coding region: 194-730 (178 amino acids)
Source: RefSeq, a predicted model, not a curated record
UGAAAAAAAAAACUGAAGACAAUAGCCAUGAUGACAUCAUAUCCUGUCUAACAGCAGCUGAUUAUGACUUUGCGACGUGCCCCCAGACACACAGCAGCACACACACUGGCACUCACUCACUCACCUGAGUCUGCGCACCUGGUCUGACGCGCACACACACACUCCUGCAUGCAGCUCCUGUUCUCCUCACAGCAUGUUCAUCUGCAUUAAACAUGGAGACAGGGAGCAGUUCUUGGCAAACACCUGCUGCCCCCUGAUUCUGCUGCUGCAGUACCUGAAGCAUAAGCUGGAGCUGCCAAAGACAGAUCUGAUUGACCUGUGUGAUGAGAAGGGGAUUCUGAAGCUGCUCUUCCUCUAUAGAAACCCUCUGGAGAGCGCCAGCCGACUGCUCUACGCCCGGGGCACUUACAUCGUGUGCCGAGUCAACCAGAACAAACCCGUCAGAGGCUACACAUCCAUCACUCCAAUCCUGACCAGCCCCGAGACAGAAAUGCAAGAGCUGCUGCAGGCCCAGGUGGGGAAUCUGGAGAAGGCCCGUCUGAAGCAGCACCAGGCCCGGGUCCAGGAGGAGAGGAGGCUGCAGCUGGCGAGCGACGGCGCUAUGCCCGGUGCCCAAUCCAGCUCUGCGGUGAAAGGCAAAGCAGGAGGGAAAGCCGUGCAUGUGAACUUAGAAACCCUGGAUGAGGAGCCCUUGAGGAAGACUGUGGGGAAGAAGUCGCUGAAGGGAUAAUUCUAAUCAUAAUAAAAUACAGCAGUCACUUAAGAGGGUCCUGUGCUAGUUUCUGCAUUGGUUACAGACCGACCGACUAACUGGAAUCUGUGCUUUUUAAUGGUUAUAAAUGUGAUCUAGCUUAAGGAAUACAUUCCUAUUGCAACUACAAAUGAAAAAUAACAGCAGCGUGUUUUAACUGGCUGGAAUCUCAAAGCUCUUUACUCCAAAUAGAGGUUUUUGUUUAGUUUUUUCAGAAAAGGGGAAAUCGCACCCAAUAAAGUCACCCGAUCAGAAAAAAGACACUGAUGCAUGCAAUGCCAGGGCUGGGAAGGGUUCUUAAGCUGUUGUCUGAUCUGUUCUAAUUGUAAAUGUGUUGCACUAAUGCCAUAUAAACGUCUUUGAGAAAUCCAGCCCGUUGUCUUGUGCUGAAAAUGCAUGUAUUCCUCCCGGUGAUGUGGGAGGGACGCACUCAUCCAAUCGGCCAAUGGCAGGCUCUUCUGUUGGCUCAUCCAAUCACAGAGUCUUCAAACAGCAAGAGCCAACCAAUUAAAAGCAGAAGUGCAGCUGGACCCGAUACCACUGUGGAUCCACCUGCUGACCAGAGUGGAAGAGAGUCAGCCUCUACACAGCCUGGACCCUGUGUGCUCUCAGAAUGACAGAGCCCUGCAGAGUGGAAGAGAGUCAGUCAGUGACAGUGACACACAGCCUCUACACAGCCUGGACCCUGUGUGCUCUCAGAAUGACAGAGCCCUGCAGAGUGGAAGAGAGUCAGUCAGUGACAGUGACACACAGCCUGAACCCUGUGUGCUCUCAGAAUGACAGAGCCCUGCAGAGUGGAAGAGAGUCAGUCAGUGACAGUGACACACAGCCUGAACCCUGUGUGCUCUCAGAAUGACAGAGCCCUGCAGAGUGGAAGAGAGUCAGUCAGUGACAGUGACACACAGCCUGGACCCUGUGUGCUCUCAGAAUGACAGAGCCCUGCAGAGUGGAAGAGAGUCAGUCAGUGACAGUGACACACAGCCUGGACCCUGUGUGCUCUCAGAAUGACAGAGCCCUGCAGAGUGGAAGAGAGUCAGUCAGUGACAGUGACACACAGCCUCUACACAGCCUGGACCCUGUGUGCUCUCAGAAUGACAGAGCCCUGCAGAGUGGAAGAGAGUCAGUCAGUGACAGUGACACACAGCCUCUACACAGCCUGGACAAUGUGUGCUCUCAGAAUGACAGAGCCCUGCAGAGUGGAAGAGAGUCAGUCAGUGACAGUGACACACAGCCUCUACACAGCCUGGACCCUGUGUGCUCUCAGAAUGACAGAGCCCUGCAGAGUGGAAGAGAGUCAGUCAGUGACAGUGACACACAGCCUGGACCCUGUGUGCUCUCAGAAUGACAGAGCCCUGCAGAGUGGAAGAGAGUCAGUCAGUGACAGUGACACACAGCCUGAACCCUGUGUGCUCUCAGAAUGACAGAGCCCUGCAGAGUGGAAGAGAGUCAGUCAGUGACAGUGACACACAGCCUCUACACAGCCUGGACCCUGUGUGCUCUCAGAAUGACAGAGCCCUGCAGAGUGGAAGAGAGUCAGUCAGUGACAGUGACACACAGCCUCUACACAGCCUGGACCCUGUGUGCUCUCAGAAUGACAGAGCCCUGCAGAGUGGAAGAGAGUCAGUCAGUGACAGUGACACACAGCCUGGACCCUGUGUGCUCUCAGAAUGACAGAGCCCUGCAGAGUGGAAGAGAGUCAGUCAGUGACAGUGACACACAGCCUCUACACAGCCUGGACAAUGUGUGCUCUCAGAAUGACAGAGCCCUGCAGAGUGGAAGAGAGUCAGUCAGUGACAGUGACACACAGCCUCUACACAGCCUGGACCCUGUGUGCUCUCAGAAUGACAGAGCCCUGCAGAGUGGAAGAGAGUCAGUCAGUGACAGUGACACACAGCCUCUACACAGCCUGGAACCUGUGUGCUCUCAGAAUGACAGAGCCCUGCAGAGUGGAAGAGAGUCAGUCAGUGUGCAAUUCUACAAGAAACACAUGCUACAGCA